AGAGCCCUCUACAGGGACGUCAUGCAGGAGAACUACGAGACGGUGACCUCGCUGGGAUUUCCCCUUCCCAAACCUGACCUGAUCACCCGGCUGGAACGAGGGGAAGAGCCGUGGGUGCCCGAUCUCCAGGCCUGUGAGGAAAGAGGGAUCCCGAGAGGCACCCACACAGGUGACGAGAGAAUGAGUGAGACCGAGGAGGAGAAUCAGCAGAAGGAAGUUACUGGGCACGGGGAAUCACAGGGGACCUCUGUGGGAAGACCCCAUAAGUGCUUAGACUGUGGAAAGAGUUUCAUGUGGUGGUCACACCUUAUUUUACAUCAGCGAAUCCACACGGGAGAGAAACCCCACAAGUGCUUAAUCUGUGGAAAAAGUUUCAUACAGAGGUCAGACCUUGUUAAACAUCAAGCAUUCCACACUGGAGAGAGGCCCCAUAAGUGCUUAGACUGUGGAAAAAGUUUCAUACAGAAGUCACACCUUGUUGCACACCAGGCGAUCCACACUGGAGAGAGACCCCAUCAGUGCUUAAUCUGUGGGAAAAAUUUCAUACGGAGGUCAGCCCUUCUUAUACAUCAAGCAGUCCACACUGGAGAGAGACCCCAUAAGUGCUUAGACUGUGGAAAAAGAUUUAUACAGAAGUCACACCUUGUUGCACACCAGGCGAUCCACACUGGAGAAAGACCCCAUAAGUGUUUAAUCUGUGGAAAAAGUUUCAUACUGAGGUCAGCCCUUGUUUCACAUCAGAGAAUCCACACUGGAGAGAGACCCCAUAAGUGCUUGGACUGUGGAAAAAGUUUCAUACGGAGGUCAACCCUACGUGAUCAUCAGGCAAUCCACACAGGAGAGAGAUCCCAUAAAUGUUUGGACUGUGGGAAAAGUUUCACACAAAGAUCAAAUCUUACAGCACAUCAGGCAAUCCACACUGGCAAGAAACUCCAUAAAUGCUUAAUCUGUGGAAAAAGUUUCAUACGGAGGUUAGCCCUUGUUAAACAUCAAGCAGUCCAUACUGGAGAGAGGCCCCAUAAAUGCUUAGACUGUGGAAAAAGUUUCAUACACAGGUCAACCCUACUUAAUCAUCAGGCAAUCCACACUGGAGAGAGACCUCACAAGUGCUUAGACUGGGAGAAAAGUUUCAUAUGGAGGUCAACCCUACUUGAUCAUCAGGCAAUCCACACAGGAGAGAAAUCCCAUAAAUGUUUGGACUGUGGGAAAAGUUUCACACAAAGAUCUAAUCUUAUGGCACAUCAGGCAAUCCACACAAGAGAAAGACCCCACAAAUGCUUAGACUGUGGAAAAAGUUUCAUACAGAGGUCACACCUUGUUGUACAUCAGGCAAUCCACACUGGAGAGAGACCCUAUAAAUGCUUAAUCUGUGGGAAUAGUUUCAUACGGCGGUCAGCCCUUCUUAUACAUCAUGAAGUCCACACCGGAGAGAGACCCCAUAAGUGCUUAGACUGUGGAAAAAGUUUCAUACAGAGGUCAGCCCUUGUUAAACAUCAGAUAAUCCACACAGGAGAGAAAUCCCAUAAAUGUUUGGACUGUGGGAAAGGUUUCACACAAAGAUCAAAUCUUAUGGCACAUCAGGCAAUCCAUACUGGAGAAAGACCCCAUAAAUGCUUAAUCUGUAGGAAAAGUUUCACACAAAGAUCAAAUCUUACAGCACAUCAGGCAAUCCACACUGGCAAGAAACGCCAUAAAUGCUUAAUCUGUGGAAAAAGUUUCAUACGGAGGUCAACCCUACUUAAUCAUCAGGCAGUCCACACUGGAGAGAGACCUCAUAAGUGCUUAGACUGUGCAAAAAGUUUCAUACGGAGGUCAGACCUUAGUUUGUGGUAA
Messenger RNA from Mauremys mutica (yellowpond turtle), 1833 nucleotides. Its product is annotated as zinc finger protein 585B-like. Gene Ontology annotation, biological process: central nervous system development; regulation of transcription by RNA polymerase II. Gene Ontology annotation, cellular component: nucleus. The transcript has 4 exons. Gene Ontology annotation, molecular function: DNA-binding transcription factor activity, RNA polymerase II-specific; RNA polymerase II cis-regulatory region sequence-specific DNA binding. The record is from RefSeq and is a predicted model, not a curated record. Bases 22 to 1833 code for a protein of 603 amino acids. NCBI's taxonomy places the organism in Eukaryota, Metazoa, Chordata, Testudines, Geoemydidae.